AUGGAUCUUAUUUCUCCGUCACAUCGCAUAGGCGAAGGUCUACUGCUGGACCCUGAUGAUCAUAAAAGCAACUUGACUAACCAACAUAUACUAGGCUACCCCAUCCUCGGCUCAGUACCUGAGGUGCCUGAGAAGAACGGUUUCAUCAAGUUCGCGGAUUGGGGCAAGCAAUAUGGCCCGAUCUAUCAAUGCGACCUGGCUGGCCAUAACCAUGUCUGGAUAUCUAGCGAUCAGAUUGCAAAGGACUUGCUUUCGAAAAAAGCGGCCAUCUACUCCGAUCGACCGCAUAUUCCCUCUUUGAUCGACGACAACCGUUCAAGCGCGCAAUAUCUUCCGCUUCUCAGUCGAAACGAGGGCCAUACUCGUCAACGAAAGUUUGCGAACAUCAUCAUGCGUGAAUCGGAAAAGGCUGCGUUCCAUCGAUACCCUGAAAUGGAAUCAACACGCAUGUUGGCCGAGCUACUGGACGCACCUGAUCAAUACAACAACAUCCUUGAGUCAUUCAUCUCUCGAGUCACCUGUCGACUGGCCUGGGGCCACAGCGAAGGUAGUGACGAGCUGAAGCAACGCGCACGCGAACUUCUCAUUGGUGUCUCGCCCACUGGUUCUCUGAGCAACAAGCUUCCAUUCCUCAUGUCACUGCCGGACUGGCUCUCCCCACCCAAGGCUUGGGAGAGGCGACGCGCGACCACUGAGCGAACAUGGUUCCAGACCAUGCAAGAACAAGUCGUGAACGAUGUGCAGUCUGGACAAGCAGCCCCAUCAUGGAUGAAAACCUUCCUGGAUGGUCGCAGCAAAUGGGGUUUCAAAUCCGAUACCGAAGGCGCAUACGCUGUUGGCAUGCACGGUAUCGCCGGAGCUCUCACUAUCGCCGCUCCAAUGCAGACGUUUUGUCUGGCCAUGACACACUAUCCACAGUUCUUGCCGAUGUUACACGAGGAACUCGAUCGUGUCUGUGGAGACAGGAUGCCACGUUCAGAAGAUAGACCCAAUCUUCCUUUCUUGCGAGCCAUCAUUCGCGAGUGCAUUCGAUGGCGCCCACCAGUCCCCACUGGCAUCCCCCACUACCUGAUCCAGGACGAUGAGUACAACGGCUAUCACAUUCCCAAGGGCAGUACCAUUCAUCCUUUGGAGUGGGCGAUCUCCCGCGACCCUGAUCUAUACCCAGAUCCAGAAACCUUCAACCCUCUUCGAUGGAUCAAACCAGAAUACCCCACCUACCAAGAGCCUCUUUCUCAAUAUCCAACUAUCAUCAACUCGACACAGUUCGGGUACGGCCGGAGGACUUGCACAGGGCAAGCCGUUGCAGAUGAGGAUCUACUGAUUGGCAUUGGCGCUAUUGCGUGGUUGUUCGACAUCAAGAAGUCAUCGGGCGAUUCCAUCAUCAUGCCGGCCAUGAGCCCCAUGAGGGCGGAACAUACGAUUGGCAUGAAUGAGAAGGCCACCGUGUCACAUGAGGAGCUCAACGCAGGUCUCAACACAACUGAGCCAACCAUGGCAGAAAAGAUCCUUGCCAAGUUCACAUACCCUGGAUCUAGGCCAACGAACGACGCAACACUGGAGAAGUCAAAGCCCGCUGAGCCGACUAGUCAGCCUCUGGAAUGGGGCGACAUCACCAAAAAGCCUGAAGACCCAACACUCGACUACUCCAUCCUGCUCAUCGCGAAGCCUAUUCCCUUCAAAUUUGAUCUCAAGCCCCGCGACACGGUGCGAAUAGACACGGUCCGCGACCUCUUCAGGGAAGGCGUCGAAAAAGGUGACUAUCCCGAAGCGAGGGGAUACUGGGGUGCAAACCAGGGACGUGAUAUGCCUUUGGGCUGGGCCAAAGUUUGA
Alternaria hordeiaustralica is the source of this 1833-nucleotide messenger RNA. RefSeq lists its product as uncharacterized. NCBI's taxonomy places the organism in Eukaryota, Fungi, Ascomycota, Dothideomycetes, Pleosporales, Pleosporaceae. Gene Ontology annotation, molecular function: iron ion binding; oxidoreductase activity, acting on paired donors, with incorporation or reduction of molecular oxygen; monooxygenase activity. The transcript has 3 exons. The record is from RefSeq and is a predicted model, not a curated record. The coding region runs from base 1 to 1833 and encodes 610 amino acids.